Molecule: messenger RNA, 1197 nt
Organism: Nymphaea colorata (pocket water lily)
Lineage: Eukaryota; Viridiplantae; Streptophyta; Magnoliopsida; Nymphaeales; Nymphaeaceae
Exons: 2
Coding region: 215-916 (233 amino acids)
Source: RefSeq, a predicted model, not a curated record
GUGAUGCGUUCAUCCCCACCAAAUGGAGGGCAGCGAUUUUAUACCAUUGUAGUGAUUGGAUUUGGAUUUGGGCCAUUUGGCCAGCACUCCAGAUGCAAUAGAAAAUGAACAGUAUCAAUGGUUGACUUACUUUCUCUUCUUCAUAAAUCUUCUUUUUCCUCAGAACGGGUUCCUGACUCUUCAGUUCCUGCUCUUGUUGCCAAGGAAAUCGCAGAUGGCAGAGGAAACCAAUUUCCACAUAUCCAUAGAAACCUUCGUAUUCUUCUUUGUCAUCUUGUUCCCGGGUUUCCAUGGAUUCGAUUCAUUAGAAGAAUUCUCCUUACUUGUGCUUGAGAACGCCAGCAGGCCAACAGUUGAUGCUGUUCAAAGAAUCAUGAGAAAUCGGGAUCUUCGUUCCUCCCUAAAGGUCUUCCCGGAUUUGAAGGUGAUAAACUACUGGUUCACCAUUAACAUACGAGAUGAUCAACAGCCCCAACCAAGCGAUGACGGAGGGGAUCCCAUCUUGGCAGUAACAGUAAUCACUAUCUCCUCUACUAUCCUCUAUAGCGUCGUGCUCAACCCUUCCAAAAUGAUCGGCGGCUUCGCGACGGCCGGCAGGUUCAGGUUCAGCCUCUACAUCACCUUCAUCGUCAUGAUGUUUGUUUCCCUCAUCCUGGGUUUCUUCCUGUUGCUUUUCUCCGGCAAGCUUGCGGGAACUGACACACGGGGACCGGUUUGGAUGAAGGAGGAUUCACUAGCACAGGCGUCGGUAGCGUCCCUUCUCCUUGCUAUGGCCGUUGGCCUGUGCGCCGUGUUGCCGAAACUGGGCUCCAUCGUGGUGGGCGUGGUCGGCACCUUGGCUGCCUGUCUCGGUGCUGCAGCAGCCGGCCUGGAUUUUGGUGCAAGUGGAGAUGGUCCGAUCGCAGGUCCAAUUUGAAACUGGAUAUCCAGAUCCAUUUCCAAUGAAGCAUACAUGGUGUGUGUUGGCUCUGAUCAUCCUGAGUCUUGUGUUUAAUUUUUCCCCCCUUUUCUGACAGAUUUUCUCAUGUAGAUGCUGAUAUGAUAGGAUAUAUAGGAAUAUGAUAUCACGUGAUAUAUACUAUCAUAAAUAGGGAUCCUCAGUAAGCAAUAGCCUUUUCAAGUGAGAUUCUACAUGUCCCCUGUGGUUAUAUGUAUGCAGCAAGAAUUGCUCUCUUUAAUGGAGAGCGAGUCUGGUGC